AUGGGCGAUUCAAAUGCAUGGGAUAUGCUUGUUGCUGAAGAACCUAUAGAGCGGAAAAAAUCUGCAUCACCGAGUACAAGUCGAGUGGAAUCACAGGUAGUUAAACUAGACGAAGCUGAACUACAUGCGCUUGGCCUGGACAAGGAGGAUAUUGCUGAGGAAGCUGAGCGUCGAAGAAAAAGUCGUAGCAAAUCACCAGCCAUCGAGUCUCUACGAAAAGUUUCAUCGCAUAUGCUGCAAAAAUUCGGGACAUUUAUGAAGAAAAAAGAUCCAGCGAUGCCAUUUUACAAAACAGCGGAUAUCGAGGCGAUACCAUUGGACUCCCUAUGUCAGAGACCUAAGGAAUUCUUCCAAGAACCGAAACCGUUCUCUUUUCGUGAUCUUGGCAAAAUUCUUGUGCCACCGUUGGAUGUUAGGCAGGAAAAAUGCGCAUACCUAUUUCGAGGUGCUUCUUUCAACGAUGAAGCCGAGCAACUUGAGGGAACUAAUGAGUUAAUCCGGCUACCUGAAUACGAUCCAUUUUGCCCUGUUCAUGGAAGUCGACGCCGGUUCGGAAGACGACAUCUUGUCACAAUGCAACAUUUAAUGACCAGUGUGGAUCAGGAUGACGCUGAAGAAACCGCCGAAUACCUCUACAAUCAGGAUUUCUUAGCUAAAAUUAUUCGGAAGAAGAAACGUGAAAUGUUAAGCGGGAAUGAAAAGAUUAAAGUGAACAAGGUUAUGCACAAAAUUAAGGCAAAUCUUCUAAUCAUCUCAGUGGCUUUUCUUUUUCUUUUCUCUGCUUUCAAUGGACUAUCAAACCUGCAGACGACCGUCAAUAAUGAACUUGGUGCGGAUAGUUUAGCGGUACUCUAUAUGUCACUUGCAAUCUCGUCCUUAUUCGUACCAUCAUAUAUGAUAAGUCGACUCGGUUGUAAGCUCACAUUAAUUACCGCUAUGGGGAUCUACGUGUUCUACAUGGCUGUAAAUAUUCGACCAAGCUACUCAUCUAUAAUUCCUGCUUCGAUUCUUACCGGAAUAGCAGGAUCAUGCUUAUGGGGAGCAAAUUGUGUCUACAUAACAGAAAUGGGUAUUCGAUAUGCACGUUUAAAUAUUGAAAGUCAAAACACUGUAAUUGUACGAUUUUUUGGCUAUUUCUUUAUGAUUAUCCAUAGCGGACAGGUAUUUGGCAACUUACUAUCGUCGUUCAUAAUGACAGCAGCUAUGAAGACACCUGAACCACUUGAUGAAGUCUAUAAGACAUGUGGUCACGCAUUUCCGUCAAACUCCUCUGAAUUAUCCACAAAAGCAACACAAAAUUUGGAACGACCUCAUCAACGAAUUUAUUUAUCAGUAUGUUUGACCUAUUUGGCGUGUGCAAUCGUUGCAGUAAUGAUUGUAUCGAUGUUUCUAAAUGCUCUACAUAAAGACGUCAUCAACAGAAGUAGAGCUCCUGUCUUCGAUGCUGCCGUUCUAAAACAAACAUUUGUGAACUUUAAAAAUAUGAAAAUAAUGUUAUUGGUGCCUUUGACUGUUUUCAAUGGUGUCGAACAAGCGUUUUUGGCAGGAAUUUUUACAAAGGCAUUCGUUGCUUGUGGACUCGGUGUAUCACAGAUUGGUUUCGUUUGCACUGCAUUUGGUGUCUCAGAUGCUGUGUGUAGCUUGGUGUUCGGUCCUUUAAUUAAACUUUUUGGUCGUAUGCCUUUGUUCGUGUUCGGAGCUGUCAACAAUAUGCUUAUGAUAAUUACGCUUAUGAUAUGGCCAUUAAAUCCUGCUGACAAAGCAAUUCUUUACGUCGUUGCAAGUGUAUGGGGUGUUUCGGAUGCAGUUUGGAACACUCAAAUUAAUGGAUUCUGGGUAGCGCUUGUUGGUCGACAAUCACUCGACUUAGCAUUUACCAGCUACCGUUUUUGGGAGUCGAUUGGACUAGCGCUAGGAUUCGUGAUGGCUCGAUUACUUUCAGUAGAGAUUAUCCUUCUGUUAUCAUUAUGUCUUCUACUACUCGGGAUGACUGGCUAUUGCGCUAUCGAACUUUACGACGAAUUAUCUGCUCAUAUUUCGAUGAUGACUAGGUCUUGCUAUGUGAAGAAACGGAGUGGAACUAUGUCAAUGGAGGCAUCAUUGCUUAGCCCGAAUGCUCUCUAA
This is a messenger RNA of Necator americanus (New World hookworm), 2124 nucleotides long. RefSeq lists its product as uncharacterized. Lineage: Eukaryota; Metazoa; Nematoda; Chromadorea; Rhabditida; Ancylostomatidae. Gene Ontology annotation, cellular component: striated muscle dense body; plasma membrane. The record is from RefSeq and is a predicted model, not a curated record. Gene Ontology annotation, biological process: regulation of muscle contraction; regulation of potassium ion transport. The coding region runs from base 1 to 2124 and encodes 707 amino acids. Gene Ontology annotation, molecular function: potassium channel regulator activity. The transcript has 19 exons.